Molecule: messenger RNA, 393 nt
Organism: Aegilops tauschii subsp. strangulata
Lineage: Eukaryota; Viridiplantae; Streptophyta; Magnoliopsida; Poales; Poaceae
Source: RefSeq, a predicted model, not a curated record
AUGGCGCCCAAGAAGAAACCCGAUCCUUCGGCUCACCCAUCAACCUCGAAGGCUCCGCCGUCCGCGGCAUCUAACACUGCGGGGGGUGUGGAGGCACACGAGGGCGCAGACGCUGCUGGGGAUGUGGUCGGAGCAGGCGGCACCGACAGCACUUCCCCCGCAGCCGACGCGGGAGCAGGGAACACCGGAGGAGAGCAGCGUCAGCAACACCCCGAUGGCCACGCUCCCCAAGGUACGGGUGAGGGGGUUAAUCCAUCUGUGCCCCUCUCUCCCACCGACGGGCAGAGCCACAGCAACGGCACUCGGACCGGGGCGAACUCGACGCCCUCCGGCCGCCCCUACCAUGGGUGCACCUCCGCCGGGACGGGCGACCAAGCCGUUGCGCUCGACUGA